GACCCGAUCAACUGCAGGUGUGAACCGAACAACCUCAGCUAGACUGUGGAGUUCAAGUUUGACACGAGAUGGGUGUGUUAGACAUAUAAAAGGAUGAAGAUGCUGCAUCCUCAGCAUACCGACUGCAGUGUCGCAACACAUACAACAUGAAGUUUCUGGUCACUCUCGUAGCUCUGUGCGCCGUGCUGGCGAUGGCGUCCGCCGGAUACAUCAACAGGGGCUGGGGAGGCUCUAGCGGAGGCUGGGGCGGAUCCAGCCGCGGUUGGGGCGGAUCCAGUGGAGGCUGGGGUGGAUCCAGUGGAGGCUGGGGCGGAUCCAGCGGAGGCUGGGGCGGCUCUAGCAAAGGCUGGGGCGGAUCCGGCGGCUGGGGAGGUUCCAGCAAGGGCUGGGGCGGCUCUGGUGGCUGGGGAGGUUCCGGCGGUUGGGGCGGCUCUAGCGGUUGGGGCAACUCCGGCGGAUGGGGCGGUAAGAGCGGCGGCGGAUGGUCCGGUGGUCACGGUGGAUGGUGGUGAACACUCAUCCCCCUGAGACAGGAUCAGGAGUAAAGAGGCCGUUGUAUAUUAUAACUCUCUCAUCUGUAUAUAAAUUUGUAAAUUACUACUUUUAAUGUCGUAUUAAUAAACGGAAUUCUGUUCCACUAAAAUUA
Molecule: messenger RNA, 646 nt
Organism: Helicoverpa armigera (cotton bollworm)
Lineage: Eukaryota; Metazoa; Arthropoda; Insecta; Lepidoptera; Noctuidae
Gene: CPG5
Product: protein FAM98B
Exons: 2
Coding region: 147-512 (121 amino acids)
Source: RefSeq, a predicted model, not a curated record